ACAUUCAAUAUCCAUUCUGACCAUGAAGCUUUUGCUGUUGAGUUUUCUUGUGGCCACAGCCUGUGCCCAUAAACAUGGGAAUCGAACUCAUGUCGACAAGCUCAAGGACAUAAUUGUUAACGGGUAUCCAGCCUACGAAGGCAAAGCACCGUAUGCCGUGGGUCUCCGUAUGAACAAUGGAGCCGUGGGUGGAGGCUCCGUAGUGGGCAACACUUGGGUUCUAACCGCUGCUCACUGUUUGACCACCGACUCAGUGACUAUCCACUAUGGAUCGAAUCGGGCCUGGAAUGGUCAGAUUCAGCAUACGGUAAACAAGGAUAACUUCUUCCGGCACCCCGGGUAUCCAAGCACCGCUGGUCAUGACAUCGGACUAAUUCGCACCCCUUACGUUGGUUUUACUAACCUAAUCAACAAGGUCGCGCUGCCCAAGUUUAGCCAGCAAAGAGAACGUUUCGAGAACUGGUGGUGCGUUGCCUGCGGCUGGGGAGGAAUGGCCAAUGGCAACCUGGCCAACUGGCUGCAGUGCAUGGACGUGCAGGUCAUCAGCAACAGCGAAUGCGCCAGGUCAUAUGGUUCCGUAGCCGACACGGAUAUGUGCACCCGUGCCUCCGAUGGAAAGUCGGUAUGCGGCGGCGAUUCUGGCGGUGCAUUGGUCACACACGACAAUCCCAUUCAAGUAGGUGUGAUCGCCUUCGCUUCCAUCGGCUGCAAGUCGGGACCAUCGGGCUAUACCCGUGUCAGCGAUCACUUAGACUGGAUCCGGGAGAAGUCGGGAAUCGCCUACUACUAACUUGAAAAUCGACUAUGGCUGAAUGGGAACCAACUGAUUGAUUACUGAUAAACUAAUCAAUAUAUUAAAUCAUCUACUUAUGUAAAUAUAUACCCACAAUAAGCUGCAAA
Drosophila eugracilis is the source of this 900-nucleotide messenger RNA. Its product is annotated as serine protease 1-like. Gene Ontology annotation, molecular function: serine-type endopeptidase activity. Gene Ontology annotation, biological process: proteolysis. The transcript has a single exon. NCBI's taxonomy places the organism in Eukaryota, Metazoa, Arthropoda, Insecta, Diptera, Drosophilidae. The record is from RefSeq and is a predicted model, not a curated record. Bases 23 to 790 code for a protein of 255 amino acids.